GUCCCUAAUAACUUGGCGCCACACCGGUGACUGCUGCUGCUGUGAAGUAGGGCUAGAACGCAGCCCGCGGCGCUGGAGGAACACACACACACAGAGAGCGGUGAGAAGAGUCUCAACGGCACGCAUCUGCGUCCGAUACGGGGGAGCGAGCACCAGAACAAGCUUCCUCCGACACGCUCGUAGCCGUACUCUUUGUUACUGGGCAUGGCAUCGGAGUGCCUACUUGCGUGCAGACACGCCGCACACUCUGGCGACGAUCCGCGCAGCACGACAGAAGGCAACGAAACGGCAACGACACUGUCCCAACCGAGCUAGCCCACAUGCUAUGCAUGUCCUACUGCUCCUGGCGUCUGUCGUUGUCUUCGCUAGCGCCAUCAUGUGAAGCAUAUCAGCAGCACGGCGCCCCCGGGUCCG
Mycena citricolor is the source of this 414-nucleotide messenger RNA. NCBI's taxonomy places the organism in Eukaryota, Fungi, Basidiomycota, Agaricomycetes, Agaricales, Mycenaceae. The record is from the annotation of a GenBank genome assembly.